Naegleria lovaniensis is the source of this 666-nucleotide messenger RNA. RefSeq lists its product as uncharacterized. Bases 1 to 666 code for a protein of 221 amino acids. The transcript has a single exon. The record is from RefSeq and is a predicted model, not a curated record. NCBI's taxonomy places the organism in Eukaryota, Heterolobosea, Eutetramitea, Acrasida, Naegleriidae.
AUGUUGGCUCUUCUCAGUAAUGACAUUAAGCAUACUCGUGUACCCAAGCCAACAUUCAAAACAGAAAAUGAUGAAAAUGAGAUUAGUCAAGCACGUGUCUUUUAUGCAUUAGCCAAGCUGUUUGUGAAGAUUGAGCAAAAACAGUACAGUUUAAUACCUAUUAUUACUGCUAUUCUCAGAAAGAAUCAAAAAUCUCUUGCAGCUAUUCUUACCAAUCCAGUUGCUAAAGAAUACUUACAAUCGGAAUUGGCAUGUAUAGAACAAGAUGCUGCGCAAGAAGAAUUUAUAUUGAGUCUUGAGUCUGAAGAAGGAUGGCUGGGUGUACGUCAAUCUCCUCCAUUCAGUGCUGUCUAUACGGAAGUUAAAAGUGAAGAGCAAAAUCAAAAAGAGAAAAUUCUUAAAAAGAGAGAACAAAAAGUGAAUGAUAUUCUUAAAUUUAUUGAACGAAAUGCCUCCAAUGACAUACCCAAACUAAAGAAGGCAUCUCAAGAAGCAUCCAAUGCCAAGACCCACGUUUGUUUCACUGAAUUACAGAGAAUGAACAAUUGGAGAGAUGCUCUCAGAAGAAAAUCCAAAAUUACACUUACAGAAUGGAGAAAACACGAAUCUGAAUUCUUCUCAGGUACCGGUGUUUGGAUUAAGGAUGAGAUAAAGAAGAUUUGUUAA